Molecule: messenger RNA, 1180 nt
Organism: Sceloporus undulatus (fence lizard)
Lineage: Eukaryota; Metazoa; Chordata; Lepidosauria; Squamata; Phrynosomatidae
Product: carboxymethylenebutenolidase homolog
Exons: 4
Coding region: 253-567 (104 amino acids)
Molecular function (GO): hydrolase activity
Source: RefSeq, a predicted model, not a curated record
AAAUCAGUAUUUGAUCAAUGAACUUGUAUUUAUUUUCUAUACAGAGCAAUUUGCCCAGACUUUUAUAAAGGACAAGCACCUUGGACACCAUCUUCUGAUUGGGCUACAUUUGACGAUUGGAUAAAAACACGAGAUUCCAAACAUAUUGACAGGGAAGCAGAUGUGAUCCUGAAGUAUCUGAAGGAACAAUGUAAGGCAAAGAAGAUAGGUGUCAUUGGAUUUUGCUGGGGUGGAGCUGCUGUUCAUCAUUUGAUGUUGAAAUAUUCUGAAUUGAAGGCUGGCGUAUCACUUUGUGGAGUCAUCAAGUUUACAGAGGACAAUUGUCAGCUGAAGAACCCCACAUUUUUCAUUUUUGGAGAGAAUGAUGAUAUAAUUCCUCUUGACCAAGUCACUGCACUAGAGCAGAAGCUAAAACAACAAUGCAAAACUGCAUUUGAAGUGAAAAUUUAUCCUGGACAAACCCAUGGCUUUGUACAUCGCAAAAAGGAAGAUGUUAAUCCUCAAGAUAAGCCUUACAUUGAAGAAGCAAGGAAGGACAUGCUUAAUUGGCUGAACAGAUAUAUCUAAAGGAGUCCAUAAUGCCAAUAACCAUUAAGAAAUUACCUCUCAAGGCACACUUUUCAAACUCUCUUAAUGAAGAAUUGCAAUGCUGAGCAUAUCUCACAUUAUGCCAUUUCCCCACUGCACAAGAUCAACUCUUUCUCAUAAACACAGAUAUGCAUAGCUAGAGAGACCCAGCUGGUGGUGGUGGUAGCAGCAUUCUUCACUGGAUUGUGCCCCAUUCAGCUUCCUGUAACCCCAACAACCUCAGUACCUACUGCUCUGUUUCUCAAGAACCAACAGUUUCAGAUUGGGCUUGACGUCCUGCCUGGGGCCAGAUAGUGCUACAGCAGCCCAUCCCCUUUAAAUUAGCCCAAGAUAAAAUGCAUAUUUUCUCCAUCAUCACCUAUUCCUAGCAAUAAUUUGCUUUUAAACAGCAUUUGCUAUGACAUUAAAAAUAACUUGUGAUCAGCUUUCUGUGUUUAAUUCUUUAUACAAUACGGUUUUAAAUGUUAGCAUUUGUAUUCGUUGGAUAACCAAGGCUUAUUAAUGUUUGAAAACAGGUUUGAAUGUAAGAACCUGUCUUUCUAAAGUUCCAAAACUAAAGUUGGGUGUCUUCUGUACAACCAGAAAACUAAAA